This is a messenger RNA of Dromiciops gliroides (monito del monte), 2066 nucleotides long. RefSeq names its product GPN-loop GTPase 3 (gene GPN3). The record is from RefSeq and is a predicted model, not a curated record. Lineage: Eukaryota; Metazoa; Chordata; Mammalia; Microbiotheria; Microbiotheriidae. Gene Ontology annotation, molecular function: GTPase activity. The transcript is spliced from 8 exons. The coding region runs from base 468 to 1322 and encodes 284 amino acids.
UUUAAACCGCCCAGCUAAGCUCUAUGUUCAGAACAUCACCCCAAACAGCAAUGCCUGGCUAGGCGGUGGCUCCAGGGCAGCACCAGGAGGGAUGCGCUCCCGCCCCUCCUGCAGGUGGAUGGUUGGAUGGAUGGCUGGUCCAGAGAGUCAAGCUUUAUCCCUGGAUCCCUUCUCGUUCAUUCUGCGCCUGCGUCGCUGGCGAGCCGCUAGGCGAACCCAAGUUGACCUCAGCGUCGUUCCCUACUCUUUAGUAAGCGUGGCCCUCUUGAAGACCCAUAGCAAGAGGUGGGGUUGUGCAUGAUUAAAAAGGGGCGUAGACGGAGGGCGGGCCCUCGGUUUCAAUUGGUCCUCCCGCCCUCCGGAAGUCGAGUCGCGGACUGUGCGCACUCCGAAGUUGCUGGGUCGCUCUUGCGGCGCCGCUUCCUCUCCCGCUCGAUCGGUCUCGGCGGGGACCCACGAGGGUCGAUAUGCCUCGGUACGCGCAGCUGGUGAUGGGCCCUGCCGGCAGCGGAAAGAGCACAUACUGCCACACCAUGGUCCAGCACUGCGAGACCCUGAGCCGCUCAGUCCAAGUGGUGAACCUGGAUCCUGCGGCCGAGCACUUCAGCUACCCUGUGAUGGCAGACAUCCGAGAGCUGAUUGAGGUAGAUGACGUCAUGGAGGACGACUCGCUGCGGUUUGGCCCCAACGGUGGCUUGGUCUUCUGCAUGGAGUACUUCGCUAAUAACUUUGACUGGCUGGAGGGCUGCCUCGGACACAUGGAAGACGAUUACAUCCUCUUCGACUGCCCAGGCCAGAUUGAGCUCUAUACUCACUUGCCCGUGAUGAAGCAGCUGGUGGAGCGCCUGCAGCAGUGGGAGUUCCGAGUCUGUGGGGUGUUUCUGGUCGAUUCUCAGUUCAUGGUGGAGUCAUUCAAGUUUAUCUCUGGGGUCAUGGCAGCUCUCAGCGCAAUGGUGUCUCUGGAAAUCCCACAGAUCAACAUCAUGACCAAGAUGGACUUGCUGAGCAAGAAAGCAAAGAAGGAAAUAGAAAAGUUCCUUGAUCCUGACAUGUAUUCUUUGAUAGAGGAUUCUACAGGCGUCUUAAGAAGCAAAAAGUUCAAAAAGUUGACUAAUGCCAUCUGUGGAUUGAUCGAUGACUACAGCAUGGUCCGCUUUUUGCCCUAUGACCAGUCGGACGAAGAAAGCAUGAACAUAGUCCUACAACACAUUGACUUCACGAUUCAGUAUGGGGAAGACUUGGAGUUUAAAGAACCCAAGGAAAAUAAAGAAGAAAAGUCAUCCGUGUUCGAUGAGUUAUUCCAAUACCAAGAGGAUGAAUGAAGAUAUUUAAUUUUUCUGGUGUUUAUUAAAGCACAAAGAGCUUUGGGGGCAGAAUCUUACAAAGACUCAUUUUUAGCCUCAGGGAGAAGUGGAUGGAGAAUUCUUCUUUCCACAAUCCACAAUCUGAACCUCUCACUUCCUCCUUACCCCCAGAGAAAAAGGAUCAUUUGGAAAAUCUACAGGCAAAUGUUUCCAAAUGAAGACCCAAGUUCUCUAGGAUGUGUUUAACUGUUUAAGGGAAGACAAGCUGUGGCUAUAAACGCAGCCAGACUCCGGAUUCCCAUUUGGAGAACAACUUGGACUUGGAAAAAGCUGAUUUGAGACUCCUAGUUAUUCAGUGUGCACAGAAAAGCCCUAGGCGCCAUUGUUGGUCAUCCUAGGCCCCAGGCCCAAUUUACUUUCAUUUUGGGGGAAAGCUAGUUUGCAUCGUGGUGUGGAAGCAGCACAGAGGGAGAGCUCAGUUUGUCGUGAAGAAGAAAGACUUCUGACAACUCCGAGCUAACCACAAAUGGCAUGGGGCUCCUCAGGAGGAGGCAGUCUGCCCCAUUUCCAUAGCAAAGGCCAAAGGCCAAAGGCCUUUGAGGUGCAGAGGAUUCUUUUACAGGUUCAGGUCCAGACGGCCCAAGGGUUCUCCUCACUCAGAUUCUUUCUUUUGCUGCUGGUCAAAUGAUUCUGUUCCCCUCCCUCAGAAUGGAUUGCUAAAAAUUACUUUUAUAAUAAGAAUAAAACAUUAUGUCUGAGUUA